AUGGUAGAUGUUCUUAUGGGUUACAAUGGGACCAUUUUUGCAUACGGACAAACUUCUAGUGGAAAAACACACACAAUGGAGGGCGUCCUUGGAGACCUCAGCAUGCAAGGCAUCAUCCCCCGAAUUGUCAAUGACAUCUUCAAUCACAUAUACUCCAUGGAAGAGCAUUUGGAAUUCCACAUCAAGGUUUCAUACUUUGAGAUCUACAUG
Darwinula stevensoni is the source of this 210-nucleotide messenger RNA. The record is from the annotation of a GenBank genome assembly. Lineage: Eukaryota; Metazoa; Arthropoda; Ostracoda; Podocopida; Darwinulidae.